Molecule: messenger RNA, 2073 nt
Organism: Epithele typhae
Lineage: Eukaryota; Fungi; Basidiomycota; Agaricomycetes; Polyporales; Epitheliaceae
Exons: 2
Coding region: 1-2073 (690 amino acids)
Source: RefSeq, a predicted model, not a curated record
AUGCAUCCAGCACCUCCGUCCGCGGUCCACGACGCGGAGCACGCGCAAUGGGCACCUGUUGUCGACGCGCCCUCCCUCACCGCAGCUCUUUCCGCCAUCCCCUCUGCGCUCGCGGACUCCACACCCUUGGUGACUGACCCGUCAUAUAUACCCCCCUGGGUCCUCCUCGCUCUCUUUCGCAAGCAGCCGGCUAACGCAGAUGAAGCAUCCACGACGCAUGCCCUCCUGGCCGCCUCCUCGACCCCGGGUCUCACCCCUCUUUUCGCCAUUCUCGACGCUCACUGGGUGGUCAAAUUUUCCCUUUUCCGCUCCCUCGCCCAAGCGGUCAAAGUCUUGCACGGUGCCAGCGACGAUCCCCGCCACCGUGACCUCUUUCUUCGCGUCGUCGCCAGUUCUCCAGUAAGGGACAAGGAUCAAGUGUACGAAUUUCUGGCGCAGUGGCUCCGGAGUGCCAUUCGCGAACGCACACCUCUCCAUUCACGGACGUACAAAGCCAUCCUCGAGAACCGUGUUGCCAACGUCAGGAUCGCGCAUCUCGUGCAGACGCAUAUGCGACUCACUAAGCUCAAACCGAACCUCGGAGUUGCCGUUGCGUUCAUCAAGCUGUUUGCUGCUGCUCAAGACACACGAGCCAUGCGACUCUGGUGGCGCAUACGACGAGGACAGUACUACGGAGACGACCUCAGGCAUUCCAGGAAGCCAAAGUUUCUCCUCAGCGUACUUCGACAAGCCCUUCGCUCCCUUAAGUCUCCGCUCUCGCUUCAUAACUAUUCUGGUCCCCUUCUACGCAAGACGGGUCCGGACGAUGCACCAAAACUUCCCGCAGAAGCAGUCUCAGUUGAAAUCUGGCUGAAAGCUGUACAAACUGCCGCCGUUGACCUGGACACUAGGGCCGAACGCCUUCUCACCCUCUACCACGAAGGUCGUUCCCACCUUCCGACCGCAUACAAUCGUCUGUUCGUAGACUUUGUAGUCAUCAAAGGGCUUUUACGUCGCCAGGAUCGAGGGGGAGCGAUAGGCGUACUACGAAAUGCUAUGAAGAUGAAGCGCUUCUUCACUGGGCACCAGCUGUGCAUAGCUGUAGAGGCCCUCACGAAAGUGGGCCGCCCGGAUCUAGCCCUCCGCCUCUUGCUCGAGUUCGUCGACGGCCCACUUUCCGAACGCGCUUCGUCAGUGAUGUACACCAUCACGAUCAACUCCUUCAUGCACUCCCUCCUCUCAAUCGGUCGCCUUGACGUCGUAUUUUUCCUCUGGGAUACCAUGGAGCGUGUUUUUCUCGUCGACCAAGACGAUGUCACGUUCGGUAUCCUGCUCAAAGCCGCUCGACUCGGCAAGAAGCGUGAAGGCCUUCGUCAAGUUGCCCUGGCCGACUUGGGACUCGGUCGGCUGCUUCCCCGUACACUCGCCACAUCCGAACUCGAACGAGCACCCUACCGUCUUUCCAGGGAAGACGCGAUCGCAGGCCUGCGCUCGCUCCUCUCGCCCGGCUCUCGUCGCUCCGUAACGGGGUUCUGGAGGGGCGAACGAGCUGGGCGCGUCGCCCUCCGCGUCGCAUGGCAAGUCCUCAUCGGGAACUACCCCCAGCUCACGAGGAUUCGCGCCCCGUUCCGCGCCGUGCGCAAGUCGGCGGAAGCCCAAGCCGUCUCCCCCCUCACGGACCUCUACCACAGCUUCGUGGGGAUGCGGGCGGACCCCUCCCCGGGCGUCUUCCGGGCGCUGAUCGACCUGCUCGCGGCGGAGGAUCAGGCGGGGCACAUCCCGCUCGUGCUCGCAUGGAUGCGGGAACUGCGCGUCCAGCCGGCGAACGUGACUCUGGCGAGCGCGAUGGUGUACUGGGGCGAGGUCGCGAUCGAGGGACCGUGGAUCGAAAGCUUGAAGGGCGCGGAGAGCGAGUAUAUGCAGUUCGUGCAAUGGGUGCAGCGGUGGGUGGGCAAACGGGGCACGAAGGACGGGGUUCUGUCGGGGCAGGAGGUGGGGGAGGCGCUCAAGAGGGUGAAGGUGUUGAGGGAGAUGCAGGUGAUGCGGCCGCCGGAGGCAGAGGCGUUGGACGAUGCGUGGUUCGACGGGCUGUGA